AUGUGGGAGGUCGUCUGGACUGAUCCCGAUAGGGAGUCGAGGAAAGAACAUCGCGAACGCAAGGCCACCGAGAGAGAGCAAAAAGACAAGACACGCGCAGCUAGAAGCUCCAUGUCUACUCGAAGUUCUUCAUCUUCAGAUAACAAGCCGUUCAGUUUCUUUGGAUCCAAGAGUCUUAAGAGGACACUCGCCCCCUCCACCAAAUCGUCGGCUCUCAAGGCCCCAAGCAUCGACAGCACAUUCAGAGGAUCGCUGUUAUCCGCAGCAUCGGAGCCACCCCCAGCGGAACUCCCCUGCAGCCCCGUCACCACUGAGACAACGGUCGAUCGCACCUUCGUGCCGGAAAACUUCAUCGAAGACUCAUUGGGUUCUCCGAGUUCCAAUCGAGACUCUGUAUUCUCCAAGUGGACAGACAACUCAAAAUGGACCGAUGUCUCGAGAUGGACCGAUAAUUCACUAGCAAUUCCGUCUUCGCCCUGCAACACUUCGGUAGCCGAGUCGACAGCCGCCGCCAGAGCAUCCCACUAUGUGCAGACCCUUGGACCCACCUCAUACAUCACCAAAAGCACCGAGGUGACCAUCUUGCCACGAACCGCCGACAACGACUCGGCUGGCAUGGUGUCGCAUGUCACUAUCACGGCCGAACCGGUCAAGGAGGAGCCUCCGACGCCACCUCGAUCUCCGGCCAUUGAACCUCAAACACCUUUUAUCAUAGACACGCCUGUCAAUUUGUUCCCAGGACAGCCAAUGCCAAGGCACUCCCUUCGACGGAAGCCAUCGUGGACUACAGCCUUCAAACCCAAUAAUCCAGACGCCUGGAAGCCGCCCGAUGCCUGGGACUGUGGUCCUCCCCCGGAAGUCCGGACCCCCAUGGUCGAGGAUGUCAUUGAGGAAACACCAGAGCCCGAGUCUGGACUCUCCAUGUCGAUGGAUCUUAACGGGAUGCAGCGCGAGGUGAGACGGAUGGCCGCUGCCAGUACGAGCAUUCGCCUGCUGCGCUUGAAGGAGGUUUGGGGCGACACAAGCGACGCUAGUCUCUACAAAGAGUUGGAAAUGGAAAAGAAACGGUGGAUGCUGUCGUCCUUACACAACAUGGACAGGCCAAUGGAAGCGACCAACACCAAGAAUGCCCCCAAUAAGAUCACGCCGUCCAAGGCGCGGAAGGUACUGGCUCUUUACGAGACACAAGCAACCACCUCAUACUUGGCGGCUCUCCACUGCAGCAAGAAGGUCUACCAUCUUUCGUCUUCUCCGCUGUCGCACACUCUCUUCCCCAACAUUCACCCGAUUCGCGUGCCGGCAAUCUCGCCGUCGGCGUUUCCCGUGGCCCCGUCACUCUUCGGGGCCGUCUACUCCCUCGGCCUCCCGGCGCUAGUACCAUCCCCGGAGGUACCUGGUCUUCUCAAGAAUGUCCACAGGUGUCUCUCGCCCGGUGGCACCUUUCACCUCACCCUAAUCGACCCUCUUCCCGUCACAACCACCUUGGGACCCCUCAUGCGUAGUUGGAUUGAAGACAACCUUGUCUUCAACCUGGAAAAGAACUUUCGCUGCAUGAAUCCGAGCAAACUCUUCCCCCUCUGGAUGGCAGACGCUUCCCUCCGUGCUGAAGGCAGUACCAUCACCACAGUGAAGUUCUUCGCCAUACCGCCCACCGACAAACCAGAUACCGCCACGACUGACGACGAACAACUUGCGGAGAGAGCCAUUAAGCAGGAGCUCCGCAGUCUUGUCGGCAGGAUGCUCUGGAAAGAAGUAUGGGGACAGUACAUCACCGCCGACAAGUGGUGGUGGGAACACGACGAAAUCGUCGACGAGUGCGACCAGCUUAAGACGUCAUGGGAGUACAGUAUCAUCGAGGCAGUCAAAGAGGCGUGA
Colletotrichum karsti is the source of this 1875-nucleotide messenger RNA. RefSeq lists its product as uncharacterized. The record is from RefSeq and is a predicted model, not a curated record. Bases 1 to 1875 code for a protein of 624 amino acids. NCBI's taxonomy places the organism in Eukaryota, Fungi, Ascomycota, Sordariomycetes, Glomerellales, Glomerellaceae. The transcript has 4 exons.